This is a messenger RNA of Aspergillus mulundensis, 1473 nucleotides long. RefSeq names its product putative hexokinase Kxk. Gene Ontology annotation, biological process: intracellular glucose homeostasis; glucose 6-phosphate metabolic process; glycolytic process. The coding region runs from base 1 to 1473 and encodes 490 amino acids. Gene Ontology annotation, molecular function: fructokinase activity; ATP binding; mannokinase activity. The record is from RefSeq and is a predicted model, not a curated record. NCBI's taxonomy places the organism in Eukaryota, Fungi, Ascomycota, Eurotiomycetes, Eurotiales, Aspergillaceae. Gene Ontology annotation, cellular component: cytosol; mitochondrion. The transcript is spliced from 5 exons.
AUGGUCGGAGUUGGUCCCAAACGCCGUCCCUCCCGCAGGGGGUCCAUGACCGACGUGCCCCAGAAUGUCCUUGAACAGAUCAAGCUUUUUGAAGAAAUCUUCACCGUCGACACUGCGGCACUGAAGAAGGUUGUCGACCACUUCAUCAAGGAGCUGACAAAGGGUCUUACUGUCGAAGGCGGGAACAUCCCCAUGAACGUCACCUGGGUCCUAGGAUUUCCCGAUGGCGACGAGAAGGGCACAUUCCUGGCCCUCGACAUGGGCGGUACCAACCUGCGUGUUUGUGAGAUUACCCUCACCCACGAGAAAGGCGGAUUCGACAUCAUCCAGUCUAAGUACCGAAUGCCCGAGGAGCUGAAGACCGGCGAGGCGGAGGAGUUGUGGGAAUACAUCGUCGACUGCGUGGAGCAGUUCAUAAAGUCGCACCACGAGGGCCAGAACCUGUCCAAGCUGCCCCUGGGUUUCACCUUCUCCUAUCCGGCCACACAGGACUACAUCGACCACGGAGUUCUCCAGCGCUGGACCAAGGGUUUCGACAUUGAUGGAGUCGAGGGCAAAGAUGUGGUCCCUCCCCUCGAGAAGGUCUUCAAAGAAAGGGGCCUUCCCAUCAAGGUCGCUGCCUUGAUUAACGACACAACCGGAACUCUCAUCGCCUCUUCUUACACAGACUCCGAGAUGAAGAUUGGCUGCAUUUUCGGCACCGGUGUCAACGCCGCAUACAUGGAGGACGCCGGUUCUAUACCGAAGUUGGCCCAUAUGAAUUUGCCCCCGGACAUGCCCGUUGCGAUCAACUGCGAGUACGGUGCGUUUGACAAUGAGCAUAUUGUCCUACCGCUCACCAAGUACGACCACAUUAUCGACCGCGAUUCACCUCGCCCCGGCCAGCAGGCUUUCGAGAAGAUGACUGCUGGUCUGUACCUUGGCGAAAUCUUCCGCCUGGCCUUGGUAGAUAUUUUGGACAACCAGCCCGGUCUAAUCUUCAAGGACCAGGAUACCUCGCAGUUGCGGAUCCCAUACUUGCUUGAUUCCUCCUUCCCUGCCGCAAUUGAAGAAGACCCCUACGAGAACCUGCUUGAAACAGCAGACCUUGUUCAAAGCAAGCUCAAGAUUACAGCGACGCGCUCAGAGCUCGAAUUGAUGCGCCGUCUUGCCGAGUUAAUCGGUACCCGGGCUGCUCGCCUAUCCGCCUGUGGUGUUGCCGCCAUCUGCAAGAAGAAGAACAUUGAGUCCUGCCACGUCGGAGCCGAUGGCUCGGUCUUCACAAAAUACCCGCACUUCAAGGCCCGCGGUGCCCAGGCCCUGCGCGAAAUCCUGGACUGGGCCCCUAACGAGAAGGACAAGGUGACAAUCCAUGCUGCCGAGGAUGGAUCUGGUGUCGGCGCAGCACUUAUCGCCGCCUUAACCCUGAAGCGUGUUGCCGCCGGCAACACAGCUGGUAUCCGUAACGCGCAGGACAUGUUGGCUCUGUGUUGA